Messenger RNA from Erinaceus europaeus (western European hedgehog), 1258 nucleotides. RefSeq names its product ficolin-1-like. The coding region runs from base 56 to 1054 and encodes 332 amino acids. The record is from RefSeq and is a predicted model, not a curated record. NCBI's taxonomy places the organism in Eukaryota, Metazoa, Chordata, Mammalia, Eulipotyphla, Erinaceidae. The transcript has 9 exons.
AACUUUCUCCACCCUAUAAGAGUCAGAGCUCAUCUGAAGACUCAGAGCAGAGGACAUGGAGCUGAGCAAAGUCAGGGUGGCCCUGGGGCCCUCAGGCCAGCUCCUCCUGCUCCUGUGCCUCAGGACAUUGAGCACCUGGGCUGCUGACACCUGUCCAGAGGUGCAGGUAGUGAGUCUGGAGGGCUCCGACAAGAUGACCAUCCUGCGGGGCUGCCCGGGGCUACCUGGAGCUACAGGGCCCAAGGGAUUCACAGGUGAUCCUGGAAAGAAAGGAGAACCAGGCUCCCCUGGAACCCGUGGGAGGAUUGGAUACUUUGGACCCAAAGGCCAGCAAGGGGAGAAGGGCCUUCCUGGGCAGAAAGGAGAACCUGGAUCAGCUGAGGACUGUAUGAAAGGCGCCAGGACCUGCCAGGAUGUACUUAAGAGGGGACACACUCUGAGUGGCUGGUACACUAUCUUCCUGCCUUUCUGCCGGCCAAUGGUUGUGCUGUGUGACAUGCACACUGAUGGAGGGGGCUGGACAGUGUUCCAGCGCAGGGUGGAUGGCUCUGUGGACUUCUACAGGGACUGGGCCUCCUACAAGAAGGGCUUUGGCAGUCAGCUGGGUGAAUUCUGGCUGGGCAAUGACAACAUUUACGCCCUCACUAAUCAGGGGACGAAUGAGCUCCGUGUGGACCUGGUGGACUUUGAGGGCAACCACAAGUUUGCCCACUACAGGAUGUUCAGAAUAGAGACUGAGGCCGAGGAUUACAAGCUGAUGCUGGGGGACUUCGUGGGGGGCACUGCAGGCGAUGCCUUGACAAUCCAUAAUGGCAAGACCUUCUCUACCAAAGACAAGGGCAUGGAUUCCUCAAGGUGUGCCCAGGUCUACCAGGGAGCCUGGUGGUAUGCAUCCUGUCAUCUCUCAAACCUAAAUGGCCACUACCUGGGAGGGGCCCACCACAGCUAUGCCAAUGGCAUCAACUGGAAUUCAUGGCGAGGAUACAACUACAGCUACAGGUUGUCAGAGAUGAAACUGCGGCCUCCCCAGCCGCAUAUCUACUGGGAGUGGUGAGCCCACACAGAUGGGUUUGGAGGAGGGAAAGUCACACUGUAAAGGAGACCUGUCAGAGAAGGAAAUGUCACUUCAAUACAGCUAUUCUGCAAUCACAGAGGCUAGCAGACCCUUCUGUGUCUUCAGUACUUUAUAUUUGCAAUGUAUUCACCUGCACCCUGGUCUGUCCCUGGCUAAGGGGAAGAUCACCUGAGUUUGAUUAUG